Molecule: messenger RNA, 2267 nt
Organism: Neopelma chrysocephalum (saffron-crested tyrant-manakin)
Lineage: Eukaryota; Metazoa; Chordata; Aves; Passeriformes; Pipridae
Product: plectin-like
Exons: 17
Biological process (GO): hemidesmosome assembly; wound healing; intermediate filament cytoskeleton organization
Cellular component (GO): intermediate filament; hemidesmosome; perinuclear region of cytoplasm
Molecular function (GO): ankyrin binding; structural constituent of cytoskeleton; cadherin binding
Source: RefSeq, a predicted model, not a curated record
CCCUCUGCUUUGCCGCCAUGGUGGCGGGGAUGCUGAUGCCUCUGGAGCGGCUCCGCUCCAUCCUGGAGCUGCUGUUCCGCGAGGGCGUCCUGGUGGGAGAGCGGGACGGGUGCCCCCGGCGCACCCACCCGCAGCUGCCCGGCGUGGCCAACGUGGAGGUCCGGCGCGCCAUGGCCUCGCUGCGCUCCCGCGGCCUCGUGCGCCAGACGGCCGCCUGGCGACACCUCUACUGGUACCUGACCGACGCCGGCAUCGCCCACCUGCGCCAGUACCUGCGCCUGCCGCCCGACGUCGUCCCGCGCUCCCUGCAGCGCGUCCCGCGCCCCGCCGCCCCGCGCCCCGACACCCGCCGGGCCACCACCACCGGCACCGGCACCGGCACCCAGCGGGUACGUCCCGCCGGCGGCGACCGCCUCUACCGCAGGAAGGACGAGGGCGAGCGGCACGUGGAGCCCGUCACCGCCGCUGCGGGGCAGGGGGUGUCCCGGCCGCCCCCGCAGCCCAGCCCGGCCGCAGAUGAGCGAGACCGUGUCCAGAAGAAAACUUUCACCAAAUGGGUCAACAAGCACCUCAUCAAGCACUGGCGAGCAGAGGCGCAGCGCCAUGUCAACGACCUGUACGAGGACCUGCGGGACGGGCACAACCUCAUCUCCCUGCUGGAGGUGCUCUCGGGGGACACGCUGCCCCGGGAGAAAGGCCGGAUGCGCUUCCACAAGCUGCAGAACGUCCAGAUUGCCCUCAACUACCUGAAGCAUCGGCAGGUGAAGCUGGUGAACAUCCGGAACGAUGACAUCGCCGACGGCAACCCCAAGCUGACGCUGGGGCUCAUCUGGACCAUCAUCCUCCACUUCCAGAUCUCAGACAUCCAGGUGACGGGGCAGUCCGAGGACAUGACGGCCAAGGAGAAGCUGCUGCUGUGGUCGCAGCGGAUGGUGGAGGAUUACCAGGGCCUUCGCUGCGACAACUUCACCACCAGCUGGCGGGACGGGCGCCUCUUCAACGCCAUCAUCCACCGGCACAAGCCGAUGCUGAUCGACAUGAGCCGGGUGUAUCGUCAGAGCAACCUGGAGAACCUGGACCAGGCCUUCACCGUGGCCGAGCGGGACCUGGGCGUGACGCGGCUGCUGGACCCCGAAGACGUGGACGUGGCGCAGCCGGACGAGAAGUCCAUCAUCACUUAUGUGUCCUCCCUGUACGAUGCGAUGCCGCGCGUGCCCGAGGUGCAGGAUGGCGUCAAGGCCAACGAGCUGCAGCUGCGCUGGCAGGAGUACUACGAGGUGGUGACGGGGCUGCUGCAGUGGAGCCGGCAGCACUCGACCCUCUUCGAGGAGCGUCGCCUCCCCGCCAGCUACGAGGAGAUCGAGAUCCUCUGGCGCCAGUUCCUUAAGUUCAAAGAGACGGAGCUGCCGGCCCGGGAGGCCGACAAGAACCGCUCCAAAGCCAUCUUCCAGGCGCUGGAGGGCGCGGUGCAGUCGGGGCAGCUGAAGGUGCCCCCCGGGUACCACCCGCUGGACGUGGAGAAGGAGUGGGGGCGGCUGCACGUGGCCGUGCUGGAGCGGGAGAAGCUGCUGCGGGCAGAGUUCGAGAGGCUGGAGCGGCUGCAGCGUGUGGUCACCAAGCUGCAGAUGGAGUCGGGGAUCUGCGAGGAGCAGCUGAACCAGGCGGACGCUCUGCUGCAGGCGGAUGUGCGGCUGCUGGCGGCGGGGAAGGCACCACAGAAGGCGGCUGAGGUGGAGCGGGACCUGGACAAGGCCGAUGCCAUGAUCAGGCUGCUCUUCAACGACGUCCAGAGCCUCAAGGACGGGCGGCACCCGCAGGGAGAGCAGAUGUACCGCCGGGUGUACCGGCUGCACGAGCGCCUGGUGUCCAUCCGCACCGAGUACAACCUGCGGCUCAAGUCGGGGGCUCCGGUGACGGCGGCGACGGCCGCGGCGCCGGGGCAGCGGCGGCCGGAGCCGGACGAGGCUCCGCUGCGGUACCUGCAGGACCUGCUGGCCUGGGUGGAGGAGAACCAGCGGCGCGUGGCCUCGGCAGAGUGGGGAGCGGACCUGCCCACCGUGGAGACCCACCUGGGCGCCCACCGCGGGCUGCACCGCGCCGUCGAGGAGUUCCGCGCCAAGGUGGAGCGGGCAAGGGCCGACGAGACCCAGCUGUCCCCCGGCCCCCGCGGCGCCUACCGGGAGUGCCUGGGCAAGCUGGAGCUGCAGUACGCCAAGCUGCUGAACUCCUCCAAGUCGCGGCUGCGGCACCUGGAGAGCCUCCACGGC